Messenger RNA from Mangifera indica (mango), 4123 nucleotides. RefSeq names its product isoleucine--tRNA ligase, cytoplasmic-like. The record is from RefSeq and is a predicted model, not a curated record. The transcript is spliced from 28 exons. Bases 113 to 3682 code for a protein of 1189 amino acids. Gene Ontology annotation, biological process: isoleucyl-tRNA aminoacylation. Gene Ontology annotation, molecular function: tRNA binding; aminoacyl-tRNA deacylase activity; isoleucine-tRNA ligase activity. NCBI's taxonomy places the organism in Eukaryota, Viridiplantae, Streptophyta, Magnoliopsida, Sapindales, Anacardiaceae.
AAAGUCAUCUCUUACUGCCUCGUCAGAACUAAACAUUAAACCCUAAUCUUCUCAUUGUGUGUCAACUCACUCCGCAACCUUCCAAGCCGUCUCUUCUUCCUAAUCGCCGUCAAUGGAGGAAGUUUGUGAAGGAAAAGACUUCUCCUUUCCUCUUCAGGAGGAAAAGGUUCUUGAAUACUGGAAUUCAAUCAAGGCGUUCGAAACCCAAUUGGCUAAAACCCAGAGCAAUCCCGAGUACAUCUUCUACGAUGGCCCGCCCUUCGCGACGGGGUUGCCUCAUUACGGUCACAUCCUCGCCGGGACCAUCAAGGACAUCGUCACGCGCUAUCAGUCCAUGUUGGGGUUUCACGUGACGAGGAGAUUUGGGUGGGACUGCCACGGCUUGCCGGUGGAGAAUGAAAUUGAUAAAAAAUUGGGAAUUAAGAGGAGAGCUGACGUUUUGGAAAUGGGAAUUGAUAAGUACAAUGAAGCUUGCAGAAGUAUUGUUACCAGAUAUGUGGAAGAGUGGGAGCAGGUUAUUACACGAACGGGUAGGUGGAUUGAUUUCAGAAAUGAUUACAAGACGAUGGACUUGAAGUUUAUGGAGACUGUUUGGUGGGUGUUUGCGCAGCUUUAUGAGAGAGGACUUGUUUAUAGAGGGUUUAAGGUUAUGCCAUACAGUACUGGCUGUAAGACACCACUGUCUAACUUUGAAGCUGGUCAGAACUAUAAGGAUGUGCCUGAUCCUGAAAUAAUGGUGGCUUUUCCAAUUAUUGGAGAUCCGGACAAAGCAGCCUUUCUGGCUUGGACAACUACUCCUUGGACCCUUCCUAGCAAUCUUGCUCUCUGUGUUAAUGCUAAUUUUAAAUAUGUGAAGGUUCGAAACAAGUACACGGGAAAAGUCUAUGUGGUUGCUGAGUCUCGAUUGUCUGCACUGCCUACUGAGAAGCCUAAGUCUAAUGUAGCAAAUGGACCAGCUGGUGAUUCCAAGAAAUCGGGAUCUAAGGUAAAGGGAUCUACAGAUAAAAAGGCUCAAGAGGGAGACUUAGCAGGUGAUAAUGCAUCUUAUGAAAAGCUGGGUGAAUUUUUAGGUGCUUCGCUGGUAGGAAUGAAGUAUGAACCAUUGUUCGGUUAUUUCAAGGAGUUAUCUGAUGCGGCUUUUAGAGUUAUUGCAGACAACUAUGUUACUGAUGACAGUGGUACUGGGGUCGUUCAUUGUGCUCCUGCAUUUGGUGAAGACGAUUACCGUGUUUGCAUAGAAAGUGAAAUAAUUAGUAAGGGAGAAAACCUGGUUGUAGCAGUUGAUGAUGAUGGCUGCUUUAUUGAGAAAAUUACUGACUUUAGUGGCCAGUAUGUGAAAGAUGCAGAUAAGAAUAUUAUUGAAGCUUUGAAGGCAAAAGGGAGGCUCAUUAAGUCUGGAAGCUUUACCCAUUCUUAUCCCUUUUGUUGGAGAUCAGAUACUCCUCUCAUCUAUAGGGCUGUUCCGAGUUGGUUUGUGAAGGUGGAAAUGUUGAAAGAACAACUAUUAGAGAACAACAAGCAGACAUAUUGGGUUCCUGACUAUGUGAAGGAGAAACGCUUCCACAAUUGGCUGGAAAAUGCAAGAGACUGGGCUAUAAGCCGAAGUAGAUUUUGGGGCACGCCUCUUCCUCUAUGGAUCAGUGAAGAUGGUGAAGAAGUUAUAGUUAUAGAUUCUGUUGAAAAACUUGAAAAGCUUUCUGGUGUGAAGGUGUUUGAUUUGCACCGCCACAAUAUUGACCACAUUACAAUCCCUUCGAGUCGGGGUCCAGAGUUUGGUGUGCUUCGUCGCGUAGAAGAUGUGUUUGAUUGCUGGUUUGAGAGUGGUUCUAUGCCUUAUGCUUAUAUUCAUUAUCCGUUUGAGAAUGUUGAACUCUUUGAGAAAAACUUUCCUGGGAAUUUUGUGGCUGAAGGGCUAGAUCAAACUCGUGGAUGGUUCUAUACUCUCAUGGUGUUGUCUACUGCUUUAUUUGGGAAACCAGCAUUCAGGAAUCUCAUUUGCAAUGGCCUUGUCCUUGCUGAGGAUGGAAAAAAGAUGAGUAAAAAGCUCAAGAACUAUCCAUCACCUUCAGAAGUGCUUAAUGAUUAUGGUGCUGAUGCUUUAAGAUUGUAUUUGAUUAAUUCUCCAGUUGUGCGUGCUGAGACCUUGCGUUUCAAGAAAGAAGGAGUUUACAGUGUUGUCAGAGAUGUUUUCCUUCCAUGGUAUAAUGCAUAUAGGUUCCUCGUUCAGAAUGCAAAGAGACUUGAGAUAGAGGGAGGUGUAACCUUUGUUCCGGUUGAUCUUGGAACUCUUCAAAAGUCAUUGAAUGUGCUCGACCAGUGGAUCAACUCUGCCACACAGAGUCUUGUUUGUUUCGUUCGCCAAGAGAUGGAUGGAUAUCGACUUUACACGGUUGUUCCGUAUCUCUUGAAGUUUCUGGACAACCUUACAAAUAUUUAUGUGCGAUUCAAUCGUAAGAGACUGAAAGGCCGAACAGGAGAAGAGGACUGCCGCACAGCUCUUUCGACUCUUUACAAUGUACUUUUAACUUCUUGUAAAGUGAUGGCACCAUUCACACCAUUCUUCACUGAAGUUCUUUAUCAAAAUAUGAGAAAGGUUUGCAAUGAGUCGGAGGAUAGCAUUCACUUUUGCCGAAUUCCUGAAGAAGAAGGAAAGAGGGAUGAACAAAUUGAAAAAAGUGUUUCAAGGAUGAUGACGAUCAUUGAUUUUGCACGUAAUAUUCGAGACCGUCACAACAAACCAAUAAAAUCACCACUUAGGGAGAUGAUAGUUGUUCAUCCUGAUAUGGACUUUCUUGAUGAUAUAACUGGAAAACUCAGAGAGUAUGUGCUGGAGGAGCUCAAUGUAAGAUCACUUGUCCCAUGCAAUGAUACAUUGAAAUAUGCUUCUUUGCGUGCAGAACCUGAUUUUAGUUUGUUGGGUAAGCGACUUGGGAAAUCAAUGGGAGUUGUUGCUAAGGAAGUCAAAGCAAUGACUCAGGGAGAUAUCUUAGCUUUUGAGAAAGCUGGAGAAGUAACUAUUGCUACACACUGUUUGAAGAUGGCUGAUAUUAAGGUUGUGCGGGAAUUCAAACGUCCCGAUGGUUUGACUGAAAAGGAUAUUGAUGCUGGUGGAGAUGGUGAUGUUUUGGUGAUUUUAGAUUUGCGUCCAGAUGAGUCCCUUUUGGAAGCUGGUGUUGCUCGUGAGGUUGUUACUAGAAUCCAGAAAUUACGGAAGAAAGCUUCCCUUGAACCUACUGAUCUGGUGGAUGUUUACUUUGAAUCCUUGGAUGAAGACAAAUCAUUCUCGCAGCAAGUUUUGAAUUCUCAGGAACACUAUAUCAGGGAAGCAAUUGGUUCUCCAUUGCUUCCUGUCACCAUGAUGCCACCACACGUGGUCAUCCUUGGUGAGGAGAGCUUCCAUGGGAUAUCUAAAAUGUCGUUCAAGAUCAGCUUAGCGAGACCUGCUCUAGUUUUUGACUCAGAUGCUAUUCUUGCAUUAUGCUCAGGAAACACAAAGUUCAUGCAAGGUGUGCAAAUUUACUUGUUGUCGAGGGAUCAUUCUAAUCUGAAGUCUGAUUUUCAACGUGGAAACGGCAAGAUAGUAGUUAGUUGCAUUGAAAAUCAGCCCCCUGCAGAACUGGUGUUGGGAAAACAUGUGUUCUUGUCGGUUGGCGAAUACUAUUCGAGGACAAAAACAGGGUAAAAUCCGAUAUCAGUAACUCAUCUAUUUAAGUUGUAUACUAUAACUUUCUGCUUCAAAAUUUCCAAAGUCUAUUUAUUGACAAGAAGAAGAAAAGAAACUGAUGGGCUACAUUAGCCUGCUAAAGUAUCCGUGCUUGUUUUCAGUUGUAUAGUUGAAUAUACAAUAACACAGUAGAGGUAAAAUUAAUGAAUUUUGUUUGUUAUGAGUUGCAUUAUCGGGGAAAUACAAGUUUCAACAUUUUUAUACAUCAUUAUGUUUUCCGAUGGGUUUGCUAUUAUAAUAGCAGUGUAAUGUAAUGUAAUGUAUUGUGGGCACAUUUAUGGCGCAACUAAUGUUUUGGUUUUAUAUGUGUAAUCGUAGUCUCUGUAUACUCUUCAUCUCUUUCUCCGAAUUAUGUAAUCAAUUUUCAUACUUUUAAUACAAAUAAACAUCUUUCUCUUG